AUGGCUAAACAAGAUCCUCCUUUUGUAAAAACGUUGUCUCAACAAGACAUUAUAGAAGGAAGAGACUUAACUGUCACAUGUCAGGCCAACCCUGGGAAUCCUAACUCUACCACAUUUUACUGGACCAAGGUAAUCGACCCAGGAUUCAGACAGAAUGGUUCCACCUUACAGUUAUACAACACUCAGAGAACCAGUUCUGGGACCUACAAAUGUACUGCAGUAAACAGCUACAGUAAUGGUGAAAAGGGAAGACACAGUCAGUCAAUGGUCGUUAAUGUAGUUUAUCAACCUGCCAUAGAGAACAGAUCAUUACAAAUAGUAAAUGAGAGUGAAACAGUGAUAUUAACUCGAAAUAUCUCGAGUAACCCAUUGUCAAAUGUAUCCUGGUAUAGUAAGAGGGAGCUGUUGAAAACCGAGACCUCAGUGACAACCACUUUUUUCUUAAUAGAAAGAGCGACGUGUAGUGAUACACAAAACUUUACUCUUGUGGUCAGUAAUGGAGUAGGGAGCAAGGCGACAGCAGUGGUGGAGUUAAUCGUUAACUGCAAACCGAUACCAGAUAAGACAAAUAUUACACUAGGAGUUACUUUCACAACGGGAAUUGAAUUUUCAAUCAAGAUAAUUGCACAUCCAGAGCCUCUAUAUGAAUUAGUGUACGAAAACGGAACAAGAAACACUCGAAUGACGAAUGAUAUCACACAGAAUGCAGUGAAUAAUUUCACUGUUAAUUUCAGGCAAUCAGUUGUUGACCAAAACAGUUUUGGUCUUUAUUAUCUAACAAUGCGCAAUCUUUUUGGAGAAUCAACAGUUACUGUGAAUGUGAUCGAACAAAGAACAGGAAGACCCGAAACACCCAAGAGCAUUGCAGUGGUAUGUGAGAUAACACAAGCCAGCGUACAAUGGAUAUCUUCUUUCAAUGGCGGCGAUCAACAGUACUUUACUGUUGUUAUUUUGAAUGGUCAAGAUGGAACUAAUAUCUCUUAUCGUUUUCACGACAAAGGUGAAAAUGAACUUCAUGCUGCACACAUAAGCAAUCUUCAACCAUCGGUGACGUACUGGUUUGUUGUGUCUGCAAAAAACAGUUAUGGAUCUAGUCUCUCAGAAAUCACCAGAUGCAAGACACUACAAGAGAAAGCAAGCUCUAAAACAGGAAUGGUUGCUGGAAGUGUUGGAGGGGCUCUGGUGUUGAUCACAAUCGUAUUGAUUCUUGGGAUUGUUCUUCACAGACGCUACGCAUGUAUCUGUAAAAAAGCAUUUGAGAAAAAAGAUAGAAAUACAAUUGUUGAAACAAACAAAGAUGCAUCUAACUAUUCAACCAUACAAGAACAACAAGAACAUACAGAAAGGAACAUGUAUGACGCGUUAACAUCAACUGAAAAUGCAAACCAAUACGAAGAUAUUUUGAAGAAAGAUAAUAAUGGAUAUGAUGAAAAGUUGUAUGAAAAACUGCAAAGCAGUGCUGAUAAAGACAAUGAAGCAAGUUCCUCUGAACGGAGGACACCAUUGAAAAUUAAAGAUUUAAAGGAUGACAAAUUCGUUACUCAGAAUAUUGAGGAAUAUGCAAACACAUCAUUUAUGGAGUAAACCAUUUUCCAUACAAUGCACAAACAAACAUGUGAAAAGGGUCUGGACCAUUCCUUCAAAUACUAUGCGAGAAUUCUCGUUUUCUAGUAGGACAUUGUUUUGAUUUAAUUAAAAACAUGAGGAUUGUCUCUACAAUUAAACUAGUUUAUUCAUUUUGAGUUACUUUUAUGAUAUUCAUAAUGUAUAAACAAAUAUAUCUUCCAGAUAUUCAAACUGCGAUGAUAUUAAUUUUGUUGUUUUAAAGAAUUAGUUUUUGUCCUUCUACAUUUUUGUUUUCUAGAUAUGUAUAUAUUUCAAAUUACAAUGCCUCUUUAUCAUAAAUAAUUAUCUGAUUUGUUAAAAGCUACACUGUUUGUUUUUGCUUUAUUUUCUUGUUUGGUAAUCAAAUAAAGGCCGUCACCAAAGGCCAAUGUAGGAGCUGAAAAGUUGGACAUGUCACCAUGAUACAUACAAAUUGUAAUUUCGCAAAAAUGUUUAAACAUUGUCAAUAUAAGAUGAAAAUGCUUAUUCGACAAAAACCGGAAUUAAUGUGCUUUAAAUGGAGAUGUGUUUUAGUGAUUUGAAAAGACAUGGUCUGUAUUCCUUUAACAUUGACCGGUGGUAAACGUUCGUGACAGUUAGACAAGAGUAAACGCCAUAUUUUUACUGUUCGUGAGAGUGUAUUAAACUGAUUAGAAACCGUUGAUCAGUUCCUGAUGCGUAGUGGAUUUGUAUUUCCCGGUAAUUGUUUGUUAUUCAAACGUUGAAGACUGAGAUUAACUAUUUUAAAAACCAAAACAAAUUUUCAUACUAGUUUUAUUUGCUUGUUUGCUACUACAAUGACAUUUUUAUUAGUAGAUUUCCGUUUAUUUUUUUUUUACAACAGUCGGUUAUUUGUCAGCUUUAUCUGGUGAGGUAUGAUUGUAUGUUCAGAAAAAAUACAUUCUUUUUAGUAUUAAUAUAACUUUUACACUGUUAUUUCUCUGUCUAAAUGUUGAUCGGAGUUUUCCGUAUCCUGUUUCGUGUGAAAUGGGCAGAUGCUAUGACAAUGUUUAAGCUAAUAAUAUUGAGCUUCAUUCAAGUUUCUGUCUGCAUGCUUUGUUUAUAUGUACAUUAUGUUGAUAUUGUUGAUCGAUAAAACAAAUGUUCUGUACAGUGGGCAGAUAAGUGUUUUGCAUCGCAUACAGUUAGUGUAUUGUUAAAGAAUACAUAAUUAUAUUGUAUUUGUCCAUAUUAUAUUGCAGUAGAAAUUUUAUGACCUAGAGGAAAAAAUGAUGUUUGUAUUGCAAAAUGUUGACUUUUAACGUAUUUUUUCCUUUAUAAAUAAUAUUGAAGUA
Magallana angulata is the source of this 2900-nucleotide messenger RNA. RefSeq lists its product as uncharacterized. Bases 1 to 1584 code for a protein of 527 amino acids. Gene Ontology annotation, molecular function: cell adhesion molecule binding. Lineage: Eukaryota; Metazoa; Mollusca; Bivalvia; Ostreida; Ostreidae. The transcript is spliced from 13 exons. Gene Ontology annotation, cellular component: cell-cell junction. The record is from RefSeq and is a predicted model, not a curated record. Gene Ontology annotation, biological process: cell-cell adhesion.